This is a messenger RNA of Rattus rattus (black rat), 3409 nucleotides long. RefSeq names its product chromosome 2 C19orf54 homolog (gene Actmap). Lineage: Eukaryota; Metazoa; Chordata; Mammalia; Rodentia; Muridae. The transcript has 7 exons. Bases 503 to 1576 code for a protein of 357 amino acids. The record is from RefSeq and is a predicted model, not a curated record.
GGACGUGGUUAGAGCUCCAGUGCUAUUCUGGAGACUGCCUUUCGGGAGCCACACCUCUUCCCCUUCCGCCAGUAUCACGUGACCUUCAAGGCGCGUUGUGCUGUUGCGAGUUCUACCACGUGGGAUGGGAAAGGACACUUGGAGGCUGGCAGGGUGACGCCAUUUCCUCCCGGGGAGGGGCCUCUGUAAAUUCCUAGGUUCCAUUCUCUAGUGGAGCGGUAUUUACCAACUUAGUCGGCCUUUGAUCCCUGAGCUGCUGCAACUCUCAUGCUUCCUGGCUGGUUCCUUGACCCUGCCCACCAUUAGGUUGUUUUCCCACCCACGUGUCUUUUUUUAACCUCUUGACCCUAGCUCAGAUGCAAGGAUUCAAACUCAGGCCCGGGAUGUGAGGUCUUAAUGUGCAGGCCUGAAUAUCUCUCAUCCAGUUCUUUUAAAAACUGAAAAUCUCCAUCCUUGAGAGAUUUAGGAGGAUCCUCUUUCUCAUUCUUCCUGAAGACCCCAAAUGACUUCUCAAUGCUCUUUCCCCCUAAAACCCAUAAUCCCCCCAAUAAUUCAUGAGACCCAAGACACCAACAUUCCACCUCCUUUACCCCCAAAUCCCCCGGACUUAGCUUUACCAUCUCCUCCUUGUAGUCUCCAGGCUUCUGUUCCACCCCCACCUCCGCCCCCGCCCCCUCCACCACCCCCUCUCCCACCCCCUCCACCCUCUGCUGUGGAGGCUGCUCUCCCUCAUGUCUACGGCCUGAAGAACAGCCGGCUCCUGAAGGAGGCCUUGGAGAAGGCUGGCCCAGCUCCAAAAGGCAAAGUUGAUGUAAAGAGACUCCUGAAGCUGCACAAGGACAGGUUUCGAAGGGACCUGCAGUGGAUCCUCUUUUGUGCUGACCUGCCGUCGCUCAUCCAGGAAGGCCCUCAGUGUGGCCUGGUGGCCUUGUGGAUGGCAGGAGCUCUUCUUUCAACACCUGGCAGCAUCUCCUUGGAGAGACUAGUGCAGGUGGCCAAGGAGAGAGGCUACACAGCACAGGGAGAAAUGUUCUCUGUGGCUGACAUGGCCAAACUGGCCCAGGAGACUUUGGGCUGUCAGGCUGAGCUCCUUUGUGGUGGCCUGGGUGGUCCCAACAGAGAUCGAGUUCUACAGCACCUCAUCACCGGACAUCCCCUGCUCAUCCCCUAUGAUGAGGAUUUCAACCAUGAGCCAUGUCAAAAGAAAGGCCAUAAGGCCCACUGGGCUGUGAGUGCAGGGGUCCUGAUAGGUGUGCAGAAUGUGCCCAGCCCUGGCUACAUUGAAGACUCUGAGUUGCCAGGCCUCUUCCACCCAGUGCCUGGUGCACCCCACCAACCACCAUCCUUCCCAGAGGAAAGCUCCCCAAGUGCCAUCUUCCUUCUCUCCAAGCAGGGCAAGAGUUGGCAUUACCAGCUGUGGGACUACAGCCAAGUCCGGGAUAGCAACCUGCAGCUGACAGACUUCUCACCCGCAAGGGCUGCCGAUGGACGGGUGUACGUGGUACCUGCUGGUGGGGUACAGGCUGGCCUCUGUGGCCAGGCCCUGCUGCUCAGACCACAGGAGGGGAGCCACUAGCUGGGGCCGGGACACCUGCUUUUAACUUCUCUCCAUCAACAUUAGAAUGCUUCAGCUCCAUCCCUUUAUGUGGCAUUUUCAGUCCAGCUCGUUCCAUCUGCCUAUAGUGAGUAUCUUGAAGACCAGAAGUCUUUCACAACAUCACCCCAUAUAUGGAGUCACAAGCUUCACCACUGUCCAAAGUCUAAACUAAUUACCUCCAUGAUCGAGCAUUCCUUUGGCUAAGGGAAACUUGUUUUUGUGGAGGAUUUUUGGUUUUUAAAGCAUGAUCUCUGCCUUGGGGGUGGUAGCACAUACGUCUACACCCAGCACUCAGAAGGUAGAGCAGUGGUUCUCAACCUGUGCGUCAUGCAGCCAGACUUACUACUGUUGGUUCUUCCACCUUUCAACCCUAACCAUAGACAGGGAAAAGGGGACGUCACCCUCCUUCAACUGCUGCCUGCAGAUGAGGGGCGGCAGGUUCCUUGGGGCAAGUUUGAUCUUUGCUGUCAGGAUAUCUAAUUUCUCUCUUUUUUAGAAAGAAUUAUUUAUUUUAUGUUACGCAUACACUGUAGCUGUCUUCAGACACACCAGAAGAGGGCAUCAGAUCCCAUUACAGAUGGCUGUGAGCCACCAUGUGGUUGCUGGGAAUUGAACUCAGGACCUCUGGAAGAGAAGUCGGUGCUCUUAACCGCUGAGCUGUCUCUCCAGCCGCUCUGAUUUCUUCUUGUUUCUUCUUUGCACACAAGUACUUAACAAACCACAACCAGCAGCCCCUCAGCUCUCAGGCCCUGGACAUGUAUGUACCUUCUGAAAAGUCCCCAGAUCUCCAAAGGUCACAGUCUCAGAAACAAUUUGCAAAUGGUAAAAUCACACCCCUGCUAGAAUGUGAGGCCAGUCAGCUGCUGUGGACAGUCUGGAGCAGCCCCAUAUUCCACAGCUGGGAUUAAAAUGAAAACAUAUUCCCAUAAUAUUUCUGUGUUUUUCAAAGGAACAAAAAUUCUUACUACUGAGUCAUGACGCCUUUGGGUGUCAAAAGAUCCUUUCACAGGGUUGCCUAAGACCAUUCGAGAAAAUAUAUUCACUUUAUGAUUCAUAACAGUAGAAAGAUUAUAGCUAUGAAAUAAUGCUGAAAAUAAUCUGAUGGCUGGGGUCACCACAACAUGAAAUUUAUUAAAGGGUUGCAGGAUUGGGAAGGUUGAGAACCUCUGAGGUAGAGGUAGCGAUAACUGAAUUUGGAACCAGCCUGGUCUACAUAACAACCUCUAGGCCAGUCAGGGAGGCAUAGUAAUCCCAAAAGCAAAACAGCAGUCUUACUAUGUAGCCCUGGAUGACCUACAACUCCCUAGGUAGUAGACCAGGUUGGCCUCAACCUCACAGAGAUCUGCCUGUCUUUUCCUCCUGCAUGAUCCUACAUGCCCACCCUAGAAGACUCUUGGUAACUCAGACCCUAGUCAUGGCCCUUCCACCUGAAUGUGACAUCCACUGGUCUAUCUUUGGGGGCACUUUUUAAGACACUGAGUUCACCAAGCACCUUCAAGAGCCUGGACACACUGCUUGUCCCCAUUCCCAUUCACAGACAGGAAUUAACCUUCCUUCUCCUUGGCACAUGCAGGCUACCUGACUGCUAUGGUGGCCUUUCAGAUAGAGACUGCAGGUGCCAGUGCCAGCCUUGAGCUGACUGAUGGCCGCUCUCCUUGAGCUGGCAGAUGGCUUAGUGGCUAAGGGUGCUUGUGGAGCCUGAUGACCCAGGGCAGAGCAGGAACUGGUUCCCACAGGUUCCCUCCUCACCUCCAUUUGCUGUGGUACAUGCACAUUCACAGAAAUGCAAAUAAAAAGAUUUUUUAACCCUUA